AUGGAGCUUCGAUCUUAUGGUUCACAAGUAAGUUGUUCACAAAAUCUUGUCCCACAUUUUACUUAUAUUGGGUAUCUUUUCCAGUUUCUUGCUGAUUUGCGCUAUCACUUGACGAAAACGGCUUAUAUGAGCAGUACGGAGUCUUGCUGCACUCCAGCAGUAUUGUUUCGAGCAUCAAGCAUACCAAAGAUCGUAUCGAAACUGGUAGCAGAAACAAAAAGGAGUGCACGUAUCGGUCAUGCUAAGGACCACAUACUCGAUGAAUCAAAAUUUGUUGGAAGGCAGACCGACAUGAAUCUCGUUGUGCAUAUAGGUUCCUAUAGUUCAGUACGUAAACGCAGAAUUAAUCUCCAUGAAGUGAUAGAUGUAAGAAGAUGA
Strongylus vulgaris is the source of this 378-nucleotide messenger RNA. The record is from the annotation of a GenBank genome assembly. Lineage: Eukaryota; Metazoa; Nematoda; Chromadorea; Rhabditida; Strongylidae.